AUGUCGGCGCGACCAACAACACCAAUGUCUCCAAAGACGGCCAGGGUCAAGUCACCAGUCCCUGGUACACCAGUAUUUGGUUGUGAGCAUGUCCAAAGGAUGUUUUCGCAGUCCCAGGAUGCCAUGAACUUGUCUGUAUAUCAUUAUAAGAUGAUUCUGAAAAACAUCUUUGAGCAGACCCCCAUUGUACCACAGACAUCCAAGAACGCGGACGGCCUGGUUAUGACUUCCCUCACCUCCAACUAUCUUUGCCUCCAGUGCUCGACGAUAGUGACUGAAGAGGACCGUCUGAAGCACGGCACAAAAAAACAACAUCGCUUUUUUCUAGAUGUUGAUUCUCGCAGUGGCGCCCUCUAUUGCCAGAUAUGUGAUGACUUAGUCUGGGAUCCUACACUCGAGGAACUACGUGUGCGGAAGAUGGGCACUGGAACUUUUUCAAGCCGUAAGAGAAAGCAUGAUGAAAUGUUCUCUGACAGCAUCAAGGACAACCCCCUCUACAUCUCUACAAACACAACAACAGCCUCUUGCAAGGCUAACGGUUUGCGGGGCAUUUAUAACGCUGGCGCCACUUGCUACCAGAACGUGGUGCUGCAGAGCUUUCUUCAUAAUCCGCUGCUGCGUAAUUUUUACCUCAGUGAUGGACACCAAAGCAACGACUGCGGCGUACCUAACUGCUUGAGCUGCGCAAUGGAUGACAUGUUCCAAGACUUCUAUGCCGUUGAAAAUACUAACGGUUUCACGGCGGCAAGUAUUCUCUCUGGAUUCUGGAUCUCGGAGAAGAAGGCGUUUGAAAACCUCGUAACCACAAAGGAGCAAGACGCCCACGAGUUCUUUCAGUUCCUCGCCGAGGAGCUACAUGAACGUAACGGAGAUGGCAAAAAACCAGAGACCGGUAGUGAGCACAGUUGCAACUGCAUCAUUCACCAGACAUUUUAUGGCAAGCUGCAAAGCUCCACGACAUGCCAAAACUGCAGCGGGGUAACAAAUACUGUGCAGUCGUUCCUUGAUCUGAGCUUGGGGCUUGAGAAUAUGGCCCACAAGAGAAAAAAGGGCGGCCAGAAGAUUCCAAGCUUGACGCUACAAGAAUGCCUAGAUGAAGAAUACGUUAAGUAUGAUAAGUGCGAGUAUCGUUGCCACAACUGCAACGGGAUGCAGCAAGCACGAAGAAACACCAGCAUUAAGCGUCUGCCUAACGUGCUUGCUAUUCAGCUGAAGUUUGAAAAGCGCUUCGAGUACAAGCAGGGUCGCCACGACAGAGCGCCAUCAAAGAUCGAUACGGUGGUUAAUUUCCCUUUGCAGCUCAACAUGUUGCCAUAUACGAGUAGAGGCAGGGGUGCCGAAGCAAAGGAUGCGGUCGAGCUAGGUAGAUCUUGCACGUACGACCUGCUCAGUGUUGUUGUUCAUGUUGGUGAGAUUGAUACCGGCCAUUACGUAUCUUACUGCCGAGUAGGCGACCAGUGGUUUAAAUUCAACGAUCACAAAGUCGAGAUGGCAUCCAAGUCAGAUGUCCUCAGUACGCAGCCUUACCUACUCUUUUAUAUUAUUCGUUCUCUUUCGUAA
Molecule: messenger RNA, 1560 nt
Organism: Colletotrichum truncatum
Lineage: Eukaryota; Fungi; Ascomycota; Sordariomycetes; Glomerellales; Glomerellaceae
Product: ubiquitin carboxyl-terminal hydrolase 2
Biological process (GO): protein deubiquitination
Molecular function (GO): cysteine-type deubiquitinase activity
Source: RefSeq, a predicted model, not a curated record